CAGAGGCGUGGAGUUUUAGAUGCGGAAUUAACGCAUCCGCGGCGCCCGAACCGGACUGAAUAUGGCGAGCACCGAGAGCAAAAGCGGGUCUUUGGAAAACUUUCACACACCCGAGUCAAACGGAUCGGCCCAGCCGGGUGCGAGGUGGGGUCCACAGCAUGCAGGUGCUAGAGAGCUCGCGGAGUUAUACUCUCCAGGAAAAAGAUGUCAGGAAUGGAUCAGUGUGCUUCUUUGCUUUACCCUCAUGGCCUUCAACUUCUGUUACCUGGUAACAUACUUCCACCUAGGACACAUCUGGUACAUCCUCCUGGCCAUCGUGGCAGGGAUCCUGACAGCAGACUUUGCCUCUGGUUUGGUCCACUGGGGUGCUGACACAUGGGGUUCAGUGGAUCUGCCCAUCGUUGGGAAGGCCUUCAUUCGUCCGUUUCGAGAGCACCACAUUGAUCCGACAGCUAUAACACGCCAUGAUUUCAUUGAGACUAAUGGUGAUAACUGUAUGUUGACCAUCAUCCCUCUGGCUAACAUGGCUGCAAACUUUUUGAUGCUCUCACCAGCGGAGAUCUAUCGGAACUACCCCUGGUACUGUUACGUCUUUGCUUUAGCCAUUUUCGUUACAUUGACCAAUCAGAUUCACAAGUGGUCGCACACAUAUUUCGGGCUCCCACGCUGGGUGACGUUUCUUCAGGAUUGUCAUAUCAUUUUACCACGGAAACACCACAGAGUUCACCAUGUUUCACCUCAUGAAACCUACUUCUGCAUUACCACAGGCUGGUUGAACUAUCCUCUAGAAAAACUGGGAUUCUGGAGAAAUCUGGAAGAUCUGAUCCAGAGCCUGACAGGAGAGAAACCCAGAUCAGAUGAUCUCAGAUGGGCCCAGAAAUCCAAGUAAUCUUCCUCUGCCACCAGCCCACCUCCCCUACCUCAGACCUGCUCAUAGGAGAACAAUCUUUCCGUCUAUUUGUCCUCCCUCAGACAGAACAAGAGGAACGGCAAGAUAUCAAACCCUAAAUUAGAAAGCCAUCCAUUGAAAGCAAUAUCCCACUCUAUAAAGAUCCAAACAUCUAAAUCCUUGUUGAAAACUAGAGACUUCUGUGAAAUGUUUAAAACUCUUCAAAGUGCAAAAAACAAGCAAAUUUAAAAUGCAGAUACUUGAACAAUUUGGGCUAUUUCCUGGACACCUUUUCAUCCUUCAACUGCACAACGCUUUGCUGACUACUCAUUUUUGCAUCUGCUCUUGGGUUUGGCCUUUGGGACUAAUAUCUCUUGCUCUCACCCUUCUCUUGUUUGGGGUUAAAGUGCAGUAAAGUCAAGGCAUUUUGGCUCUUUGACCACAGAGGGCUGAAAACACGUGUCUUCAUCUGUUGCUUGUGUCUGAACGGACAGAGCAGCAUCAUAUGCAGUCUUACUUCAGUACGCCUUAAAAGAUGAAUCACGAGAAACUUGCUUUGCUUGGCCUCAUCCUUACACUUCAUUCAUCUUUUCAUUAUUAAUACUUUCUUUUGAAGCACAUUUGCAAAUUCAGAAGUCAGCUGUUGACCAAGUUUAUUAGAAGUUUUUCCACAUAGGUCAAUAUUUAGGUCUUUAGUGUUUCAGUGUGAUUAAGCCGUGAGAUCCACAUUGGUGUCCUCGCUGCUCGACACUGAGAUAACCCAACAGAACCUCAGAAAAGGCCUCAUCCAUUUUUAUUUUGUAUUAACUUCAUCGUAGGGUUGGUUGACGCGAGCUUAACCAGUUUGACUGACACAAACUAACACUCCAUUGCUUGAGUUUUGGAUUUGCAUACAUUGUUACUUAACAGUUUAAUGUACAAUUUAACACUAGCAUGUUAAAUCACACAGCUUGUAGUUCUUAGUUAAUAAUAAUAAUAUGAGAUGUUUAAGGCAGUUACAGCAUGAUGAAAAUAACAGAAUCAUCAGAACAUCUAGCCGUCUAGUGACUUACAACUACUGCUAACUGCUUAUUUAAUGAGCGUUAUACACAUUUUCUUUUAGAAAGCUGCAAUGACAAUGGAUUAGAAAAAGAUUAAGAUUUAUUUACUUGACUUUAUAUUUAAACACAGCAUUAGUCAUAUUUUUUAAUUAAUAGAAAUAUUAAGAAAUCUUUCAUCAAUAAUAAUAAAAGAAAAAAGAUCUUUGCUUUAAGAAAUGUAGUUUAGGCAGUGUUUAUCGUGUGUGGAUACCAUUGUAACAGUCGUCUUAUAAGAGGGAGGAAAUGGGAGAAGAAAUGAAUAAUUCAUAUUUUAUAUCAAAACGUAACAUAAUUGUGAUUAUUUUUGUUGUGCCAUUUUUUUACUUUUAAUUUUCUGAAUCAGUUUAAUUAUGUUUCUAACAAUAACUGUUACACCAUGUUUGCAAAUAUGAUUCUUAAGCCUUCAAAAGUUAAAAACUGUAAAGGUCAACCUAAUGAAUAUAAAGCUUUUAAGUUUUGUGCUUGUGUUAA
This is a messenger RNA of Carassius auratus (goldfish), 2439 nucleotides long. RefSeq names its product plasmanylethanolamine desaturase 1 (gene peds1b). Lineage: Eukaryota; Metazoa; Chordata; Actinopteri; Cypriniformes; Cyprinidae. Gene Ontology annotation, molecular function: oxidoreductase activity. Bases 62 to 889 code for a protein of 275 amino acids. The record is from RefSeq and is a predicted model, not a curated record. The transcript has 6 exons.